CCUGAAAUUGAACUGUGUUAGGCACAAAUACACAAUUAUUCGGUAUAUUAGUUCAUGCAUGGUAUUUUACUUCUAUAACGUUUAGGUUUUGUUGAAGAUUCGGACAUAAUUAUUUAAGAGAGCUUCAUUCAUGUUUGCCAGCAGCACUCAUUUAAAAUUUUGGACCUUCAGUGGUGAAAAUGAAAUAAAGCAACUGAGAGCAGAAACAAGUGAAAAAUAUCUUGCAAAACAUGCCAGUGGUUUGUCGGAAGAAGAAAGAGCUAAAGAAUUCUUGACACAAAGUGAAGAAAGACAACUGGUCAGACAUUUUGAAUAUGUAUUAAAAGAGUUCUGUGGUAAAUUUCAACCUCCAAUGCCCAAAUGUGUUGUUGGUACAUCUUUAGCGUUCUUCAAGAGAUUUUAUGUUCACAAUUCUGUCAUGGAUUAUCAUCCAAGAGACAUCAUGUUGACAUGUAUGUAUCUAUCAUGUAAAGUAGAAGAAUUUUAUGUUCCAAUUGGUCAGUUUGUCAAGAACUUAAAGGGCGAUAGAGAGAAAUUUGCUGAUAUAAUUCUUGGUUUUGAAUUAUUAUUGAUGCAGAAGAUUCAUUAUCAUCUUACUAUACACAAUUCAUUUCGUGCUUUAGAAGGACUUCUCAUUGAUUUAAAGACAAGAUAUAAAGAUCAUUGUGAUGCUGAGAAAUUAAGAAAAAUAGCUGAGGAAUUUAUAGAUCAAUCUCUUGGUACAGAUGCUAGUUUAAUAUUCUCACCAUCACAGAUUGCUCUUUCAGCAUUGUUAGCUAGUUCAUCUAAAGAAGGAAUUAAUCUUGACAAUUAUGUUACUGGAACAUUGUUGCUUGGUUCUUCUGAAGAUGAUCUACAGAAAACUAUUUAUCAAGUUAAAAGAAUUCGAUAUAUGAUUAAAAACCAAGAACCACUACAAAGAGAACUGAUUCAAAUUAUACAGAAAAAACUAGAAAAAUGUCGAAACCAGGAAAAUAAUCCAGAAAGUGAAAUUUAUAAAAGAAAAAUGGAAGAAAUGAUAGAUGAAGAUGAUGAAAUAAGAACACAGAAAAGAGCCAAAUUAAAUGAGGGAAGAGAGACAGACCAUGAGUUGUUUGGACCUCUUAAUCCGAUAUAAAACCCUUUAAGAUGAUUGUAAUGAUAUUUUCAUCAUCAAAUUAUUAUUAUUAUAUCAUGGAAUAAGAAUGUUAGAACAGCUAUAAACCAUUGUAUACACAUGGUUGAAAAGAUCACAGAUAGAAUAGUGAAUGAAAUGGAUUGAUGGAUAUCUGUAUAUUUGUUGAAAACUUGUGUUCUGGAGGGGAAAUGAAUUCAUGUAUGGAUUAUAAUAGGUUAAAAUGGAGUAUCAGUAGAGACGUUUUAUUGAGUUACCAGAUAACUCCUGUUCUUUAUUACUUAUACAAUUGUUAACAUUUGAAUAAAAGAAACUUAAAAUUG
Patella vulgata (common limpet) is the source of this 1437-nucleotide messenger RNA. RefSeq names its product cyclin-H. Gene Ontology annotation, biological process: DNA-templated transcription; regulation of transcription by RNA polymerase II; regulation of cyclin-dependent protein serine/threonine kinase activity. Gene Ontology annotation, molecular function: cyclin-dependent protein serine/threonine kinase regulator activity. Lineage: Eukaryota; Metazoa; Mollusca; Gastropoda; Patellidae. The record is from RefSeq and is a predicted model, not a curated record. Gene Ontology annotation, cellular component: nucleus; transcription factor TFIIK complex. The transcript has 11 exons. Bases 131 to 1117 code for a protein of 328 amino acids.